AUGGCAGACACUGAGGACCCUCUGCGUGGCGAUGCUGGGGAGGGUCCAGGGGAUGAUGGGUCCCUCCAGAAUGACUCCUUCCCACUCUCCUCUCUGGCCAACCUCUUCGAGAGCGAGGACACCUCGUCCCCUGCCGAGGCAGCCCGAGGUCCUCCUGGUGCAGGGGAUGGGAAGCAAAACCUGCGCAUGAAAUUCCACGGGGCCUUCCGGAAAGGUGCCCCAAAGCCCAUGGAGCUGCUGGAAUCCACCAUCUACGAGUCAUCCGUGGUCCCCGCUCCCAAGAAAGCCCCCAUGGAUUCUCUGUUCGACUACGGCACCUACCGGCACCACCCCAGCGAGAACAGGCGCUGGCGCAGGAGGGUCGUGGAGAAGCAGACACCAGGUGUGAAGGGACCUGCUCCCAACCCACCCCCCGUCCUCAAGGUCUUCAACAGACCCAUCCUCUUCGACAUUGUCUCCCGGGGGUCUCCAGCUGGCCUGGAUGGGCUCCUCUCCUUCCUCCUUGCCCACAAGAAGCGUCUCACAGAUGAGGAGUUUCGAGAGCCCUCCACGGGGAAGACCUGCCUGCCCAAGGCGCUGCUCAACCUCAGCGGGGGCAGGAACGACACCAUCCCCCUGCUCCUUGACAUCGCUGAGAAAACGGGCAACAUGCGGGAGUUCAUCAACUCACCCUUCAGGGACGUCUACUACCGAGGUCAGACAGCCCUGCACAUCGCCAUCGAGAGGCGCUGCAAGCACUACGUGGAGCUGCUGGUGGAGAAGGGAGCCGACGUGCACGCCCAGGCGCGCGGCCGCUUCUUCCAGCCCAAGGACGAGGGCGGCUACUUCUACUUCGGAGAGCUGCCCCUCUCUCUGGCCGCCUGCACCAACCAGCCCCACAUGGUGCACUACCUGACGGAGAACGGGCACAAGCAGGCGGACCUGCGGCGCCAGGACUCCCGCGGCAACACGGUGCUGCACGCCCUGGUGGCCAUCGCCGACAACACCCGCGAGAACACCAAGUUCGUCACCAAGAUGUACGACCUGCUCCUCGUCAAGUGCGCCAAGCUCUUCCCCGACACCAACCUGGAGGCCCUGCUCAACAACGACGGCCUCUCCCCCCUCAUGAUGGCAGCCAAGACUGGCAAGAUCGGGAUCUUCCAGCACAUCAUCCGGCGGGAGAUCGUGGACGAGGACGCCCGGCACCUCUCGCGGAAGUUCAAGGAUUGGGCGUAUGGUCCCGUCUACUCCUCCCUCUAUGACCUCUCCUCGCUGGACACCUGCGGGGAGGAGGUGUCUGUGCUGGAGAUCCUCGUCUACAACAGCAAGAUUGAGAACCGCCACGAGAUGCUGGCGGUGGAGCCCAUCAACGAGCUGCUGCGCGACAAGUGGCGCAAGUUCGGGGCCGUCUCCUUCUACAUCAGCGUGGUCUCCUACCUCUGCGCCAUGGUCAUCUUCACCCUCGUCGCCUACUACCGCCCCAUGGAGGGCCCGCCCCCCUACCCGUACACCUCCACCCUGGACUACCUGCGCCUGGCCGGGGAGAUCAUCACCCUUCUCACUGGUGUCCUCUUCUUCUUCACAAAUAUCAAAGACCUGUUCAUGAAGAAGUGCCCAGGGGUGAACUCCUUCUUCAUAGAUGGCUCCUUCCAGUUGCUCUACUUCAUCUACUCGGUGCUGGUGAUCGUCACAGCAGGGCUCUACCUGGGUGGUGUUGAGGCCUACCUGGCUGUCAUGGUCUUUGCACUGGUGCUGGGCUGGAUGAAUGCUCUGUACUUCACCCGGGGGCUCAAGCUGACGGGCACCUACAGCAUCAUGAUCCAGAAGAUCCUCUUCAAAGACCUUUUCCGCUUCCUCCUGGUCUACUUGCUGUUCAUGAUUGGUUAUGCAUCAGCGCUGGUGUCCCUCCUCAACCCCUGUCCCAGCAGUGAGUCCUGCAGUGAGGAGCAGUCCAACUGCACCGUGCCCACCUACCCUUCCUGCCGGGACAGCCAGACCUUCAGCACCUUCCUGCUUGACCUCUUCAAGCUCACCAUUGGCAUGGGUGACCUGGAGAUGCUUGAGAGCGCCAAGUACCCUGGUGUCUUCAUCAUCCUCCUCGUCACCUACAUCAUCCUCACCUUCGUGCUCCUCCUCAACAUGCUCAUCGCUCUGAUGGGUGAGACCGUGGGCCAAGUCUCCAAGGAGAGCAAGCACAUCUGGAAGCUGCAGUGGGCCACCACCAUCCUGGACAUCGAGCGCUCCUUCCCUGUGUUCCUGCGGAGAGCCUUCCGCUCGGGGGAGAUGGUCACCGUGGGGAAGGGCACCGAUGGGACCCCCGACCGCCGCUGGUGCUUCAGGGUGGAUGAGGUGAACUGGUCCCACUGGAACCAGAACUUGGGCAUCAUCAGCGAGGACCCAGGCAAGAGCGACACGUACCAGUACUACGGCUUCUCCCACACCGUGGGGCGGCUGCGGAGAGAUCGCUGGUCCACGGUGGUGCCGCGCGUGGUGGAGCUGAACAAGAGCGGGCAGCCCGAGGAGGUGGUGGUGCCGCUGGGGACCACAGGGACAGCGCAGGAGAGGGUCGGGAGCUCCCCAGUCUAG
Messenger RNA from Chaetura pelagica (chimney swift), 2565 nucleotides. It is a transcript of the gene TRPV4, whose product is annotated as transient receptor potential cation channel, subfamily V, member 4. Gene Ontology annotation, molecular function: calcium channel activity; protein binding. The transcript has 15 exons. Bases 1 to 2565 code for a protein of 854 amino acids. Gene Ontology annotation, cellular component: membrane; cilium. Gene Ontology annotation, biological process: actin filament organization; calcium ion import across plasma membrane; osmosensory signaling pathway. NCBI's taxonomy places the organism in Eukaryota, Metazoa, Chordata, Aves, Apodiformes, Apodidae. The record is from RefSeq and is a predicted model, not a curated record.